CCCCGCCAGCCGCCGCGUCCGGGUCAUUCCGCUCGGCGGUUGCGGUCGCAGAGGGGCUGAGCCGGAGGUCCGCGGGGACGCUGCGCCGCUCUAGGGUCUUGCUAAGUUGCCCAGGCUGACCUCCAACACAUGAUUCUCCUGCCUCAGCUUCCUGAGUUGCUGGGAUUACAGCCUACUAUGUUGCUGGGAUUACAGGCACGCACCACCACACCACCUCACCCCACCCCAGGACUCACACAUUAGGCAAGUACUUUACCACUGAGCAACCCCCCACUCCCAGCUCUCUCAUUUAUUUUUAAACAAUACUUAAUGAACAGGAAUUACAGGUAUCUCUGUGCAUUUUUGGUUUCUCUUUGCUCUUCCUAACUUCAGUAUUGUCAAAUUUAUUCUCUCUCUCUCUUCCUCUCAAUGCUUGUUUUUCUUACCACAUGAUGACCUGUGAAGUAUUCAGGCUUGCUGUUGGUACAGAAGCACUUACUGAUCUGGUUUAUCUGAGGUUAUGUUGCUAUAUAUCAUGGCUGUGCAAUGACAAAAAUAUAUAUUAAUGCAGAAUGUCUGCUAACUUAUAGUUAGGCCAAAGUUCACAAACAACGUGAAAUAACUAAUCAUUAAUGUGUUUAUACUUGAUAGUUGAUCAAAUUUAGGGCAUUGAGGAGAGAGGUAAGUCACUUGGAAAAUUUUGUGCAUGAGAUUGCUUACAGAAGAUAAGCAAAACUGCCAGUAAAAGCAUAGGGAAUGUAAAUAUUGGUAACUGUUGCAUAACAUUUAGUAAAAUUCAGCUUAUUUCUGGAAGAAUAAAAAUCAACUAGUUGGUCUAAUUUUGCGCAUCACCAGAAUUUCUGAUUCUUUUCAGCCAGCUUAAAUCCUUUGCUGUCACAUAAGCCACAUUUUCGGAGAUCUUUGGAAUCAGGAUACUCUUCAUGUGGUACUUGGUGUAAAAGAUAAAUUUCCUAUAAUUUUUCUUCAAGUUUAAGAGGUUUGUCUUAAUCAUCUAAGAAUUCAUUUUAGCAUGUAGAAAGAGGAAGGGAUCUAGUUUCAUUUUUCCCCUUAGGUGUGUAAUUGUUUUGCUGUAUUCUGUUUGUUUUUGUUUUGAUAUUGGGAAUUGAAUCCAGGGAUGCUUUAGCCCUGAGCUACAUCCCAGCCCUUCUUUGAGACAGUAUCUCACUAAAUAGCUGAGGACCUUGCUAAAUUAAUGUAGUCCAGAAGACGCCUACCACAAUCAUAACAAGUUUCUCUCCUUGUAAGCAAGAUUGUUAAACCAAAAACAAAACAAAGAAUAUCAACAGGAUUUUUGCAGAGAACUCAUUGUGGAUUGAAGCUUCCUCUUUUUUGUAAAAGCUUUCCCUUUCUAUUUUCCUUGGUAGAAAUUUGUGAAACCUCUGUCCAAUGUAAGAAUAUGGAACAAAGAGUCGCUGUUAUGUAACCAACCCCUAAGUAUAAAUGUCAAAGAAUUUCCAUACUCUGGGUCCAUAGAUUUUUUUGGCAGCAGCCCCAUUGGAACACUGCAGCAUAAUUAAGCCUGCUUCUUGAAAGUUCCUUGGGUAUCCAGCUGCUGGGUUUCUGUUCUCUCUCCAGGUAAACUGGGCUGACUAGGCUGCACGAAAUAACCACACAAGAGACACAGAUACCUUUUUCUUUGGGGUCACUAUGACGGCUCCUCUGACCUUAAGGGUCCACAGAAAGAGAGAGCAAGAGCACACACUGACCCCUUUUAUUGAGGAGAAGCUAUUUAAAUGAGGCAAGGGGUCAGAUUUCAGGGGGCUGAGUCUAUCUUCAUGAUGUCCACUGUCAGCAGUUGACUGACACCUGGGUAGGCCACACCCAAGGGCAGAGUAAGAGAAGGGGACACACACAAGGCACUUCCAUGGAAGAUUCUAUCCUAAACAGGGCAAGGGGUUAUAUUACAGACGAACAGGUGAGCCUAGCUUCACCCAUGGGGCUGUAGCAAGACACACCCAUGCACCCUCGAACCCAAGAAGGGUGGGGAAAGCUCUACCACAUUUCUGUGACUGAGCGCCUAAGCACCCAGCCGGGGAGUAUGACUCAGUCACAUGUAAGGUUGGUCUCCCACAUCCAGCCCUAUCUGUCCUGCAUCAGAAUGACUGAGGCUGGCUGCAAAUUUGUGGUCCUCCCACUUUAGCCUUCUGAGUUGCUGGGAUUACAGAUGUGUGCCACUGAUUCAGCUUCACCAUUCAUUUAAAAUUUUAAAAACAUAAAGUAAUAUUAAUUAAUUUUGUUUUAUCUGCUGAAUAUUAAUAUUACCCAUCCUUUUACCUUUUAACGUUUUUAUCAGUUUGCUUUUUUAGCUGUCUUUUGUAAACAAUACGAAUACUUUAACCUCAUGUUUUUUAGUAGAAUUUAACCCAUUUACAUUUAUUAGAAAUGACAAAAUCUUCAUCUCUGAUUUUUAUGCCUUCUGAGUUUUAUUCACUGUUAUUUUUUUGUUUUACUUUUUUCAAUUGUUUUUGUUAAUUUCUCUAUUACUUAAUACAAUAGUGCCAUUUAUGUGUUUAUUCAUUCAUUUAUUUGUUUAUAAAGGCAUAGACAACAAUUUAUUUAAGAAAGUAGGUCUAUAUUCAAGGGAGAAUGAGGGAAGUCCCAGGAUAUGCCUUUAGGGUAAAGCAAGGAGUAGAUAUUCAAGAGAGAAUGUUUGCUCUCUCCAAAGGGGGAGAGAGCAACUCUGUGGUGUGUGGCCUCAGUGUUAUAGAGAUAGUUGUUGGGGUCGCUGUGACGACCCCAACACUAGAGGUGGAUGCAGGGUGGAGCUACACAAUAUCAUGCCAGUUUUCCCUGGACUUGAGCUUUGUCCUGUGUUACAAGGGUGUGGGUAAGGGCAUGUGGAUCAGGGGGUGGGCAAUUGUUCCCAGGUACUUUUGCAUCUCAGUGGUUCAUGGGUUUUUCCUUUGAGACUCAGUAUCUUUUUCUUUAUUCUCAAAUUCCUAUCCCAUUCGUACCUCUCAGACAUUUAUCCCUUUAUCUUAAGGAUUGUUGAGGGGUGAAGAUUUAUUUACUAUGGGAACUUGAGACUGGCAUGGGACAAUGACCCUGCUUAGUGUAAAAUGUUUCAUUUUGACUUAUCUAAAGGAGGUAGACAUUGCUCUCAGCUGUGUGGAUGGAUUGUAAUUCUUGGGUUGCCAUCCACUUAAUGUAGAAUUUGUAAUCUGGAAGAUAUAAACCCUGUCUCUAAGUAAGAAUAAAAAGGGUUGUAGCUCAGUGAUAGAGUGCCUGUGGGUUCAAUCCCCAAUGUGAGGCAGGGGGAGAUUUCCUAAAAGCAUUCUUUGAGAGCAUUUCGCUAAUGAUUGGGGUCAAGAGUGAAACAGUAUCAUCUGACUGUAUCCUUAUCUGAAGUAAAGAAAGCUACCUUUUCCUUACUUUCAACCUUAUCCUUUUUUUGCAUCUUUGUUCAUUUAAUUUAGAAUUUUCUGCCCCAGAUUUUACCUUACUUUUAUAUUACAUACACAUUCAAGAAUAGCUUUGGAUAUAUUUAAUUCUGCUGUAGAGCCAAGUCUACAAUUAUUUUGAUAUGUGUUUUAAGUCGCUUCAGAGCAAACUAUCAGAUUUUCUUUUUCUUAAAUGUUGUACAUAAUAAGAAAGUACACAAAUUCUCAUUGUGUUUGAUAAUUUUCACAAACUGAACACAUUCAUAAAACCUGCACCUAUAUCAACAAACAAAUUUUCCCAAAUUUUCACUUUGAUUUUUUUUUUUUUUUUUUUUUAACACAGCACGGUAAUUGUUCUUGAUCUUUGUUAAGAUGAAAUUGGGCAGUGCACACUGGUCUAACUUAUUUAAACUCUAGGCUUUUGCAACUCAUACUAUUGUAUAUAACGAAAGAGCAGUUAUUGUUGAUUAUACUUCACUGUGCAACUAUCCUAUACAUCAGUGUUCCAGUGUGCUACUGAUUGGCAUGUGGAUUCUUUCUAUUAAUGGGGUGUUAUAAUGUUGCCAAAGAAAACUCAUACUUGUUUUUUGGACUGUAAAUAAAUAUUGAAAUCAUUUUUUUGUUUUCAUUGACAGGUGAAAAUGUAAUUAAUUAAAUCUGUAGAGAUAGUCUUUUAACACUAUUUUAAUAUUGUAAAUAAACUUAGUGGAGAAAUGCAUUUGAAUAUGAUAUCUUAAAUUCUAGGAUAUGAAAGAUGGCAAGUCCAGAUAGAAGUGAACGGAAAAUAUUAAAAGCCAAAAAAACAAUGCCUACAAGUUGCCGGAAGCAAGUAGAGAUCUUGAAUAAGUCUAAGAAUGUUGAAGCUCUGAGAACAGCAGAAAUUGAGAGUAAUGUUCCGAGUGGUAGUCAGAAUUUAAGUACUGGGGUUUUAACUAGCAAGUGUAAACAUUCUGAAAAUGUUGAUUCCUCACUCAAUUCUAACAAAAAUUCAGUGUUCUCACAGAAAAGUAUAGUGGUUCCUAAGAAUUUAGUAAAACCAGUAGAAGAAAUUGUUGAUUCAAAAACAAGACUGGAACAUAAUGAUGAACAAGUUGUGUGUCAUUACCAAAAGCCAAGAAGAACAUUAGAUUCUCCCAGCAGAUUGUUUAUACAAAGGGCAGAAGAUUCCCAGAACACUUCUGAAACUCAUCUUGAAUACCAGACAAAAGUAGAAGGAUCUUUUUUUGAACUGGAAGAGAAUUAUAAUCUAAAACCUAUUUGCUGCCCGCCCGACGUAUUGAGUGAUGUAGUUCAAAAUACCUUGAAUGAUAAGAGAAUCGAUAAGAUGGUUUCCAAUUUAGAAGCAAACUCCAAUUCAGAGUCACUUUAUAAGAGGCAAAAUGACAUCUUAAGUCCAAACUCACAUUUUCUGCCUGUUGAGAAAACAUCUUGCAUGGUAAAUUUAGUUAAUUCCUCCAGCUGUAUUGCUGACAUUUUGAAAACAGAAGAAUCCAGUAGAACCUGUCAUUCCAGCAUUUCAUAUUGUGAAAGUACAGACUCAAAGUGGCAGUCAUUACUCGACACUGAUGGUAAUAACAUUUUGUUUAUUAGAAAGAGUGGAUUUUCAAAAUUGUUGAUGAACUCAUUUCCUUCCAUGGACUUGGCCUGUGAAUUACAUGGCCAUAAUCAAAAGAAGAGGACGCUUUCAGAAAACAAAGAAAAUGUUAAACGCAUGAAAACUUCAGAGCCAAUUAAUGAAAACAUUUGUGUAGCUCUGGAAAAGCAAACAGCACUACUGGAACAGGUCAGACAUUUGAUUCGUCAUGAGAUAUGUAGUAUAAAUCACAAACUAUUUGAUAAAAAACUGAAAGAAUUGAACGAACGCAUUGGGAAGAUGCAGUGCAGGAAUAAGCAUGAAGCAACAGCUGAUGAACUCUUCGCAAAAAUAACAAGACUUCAAAGACGUAUUAGAACAGUAUUAUUAUCUCAAAGGAAAGCUUUGGAACCAAACACAUUAUCUAAUAAUUUAGCCUGUCAGAUCACAAAUUCAGAGACCAUGAAUUUUGGUAGGAAUCAAGAAUCAAUUAAUAAUCCAAACGAAAGAGUAACUUCAGUGAACUCUGAAUCUUCUAACCCCUUCAAGAAAGCAAAUGAAAACAUUAAUUUGUCACCAGAUUGUGUUGAGUUUGUUUCUGAAAGUAACAAUGAUGAUGUUAUGUUGAUUUCUGUGGAAAGUCCUAAUUUGACAACUCCAGUUACAUCAAAUCCAACAGAUAUUAGAAAAACAGCAUCAAGAAAUUUCAACAAUUCACCUAAUGCUACACCAGAAGUCAGGAGUGUAAAGAAGAAACUUGAUUUUGUUAUUGAUUUGACCAAAGAAGCCCUGUCCAACUUCAACACAGAAAUUCCAGCACCUACCCAGGAGUCACGUUGGAAAGCUGCUUUAAAUUCAAAAGAAAUAAUCCCAGUGGCAGAAAAUACAGCUGAGGAUUUUGAUUCCUUUGAGCACCUGCCACCUCUCCCAGAACCACCACCACUACUCCCUGAACUGGUGGACAAAAUCCAGGACACACUCCCUCCCCAGAAGCCAGAGCUCAAAGUGAAGCGUGUGCUGAGACCCAUGGGCAUCGCCCUGACUUGGAACAUCAGCGAGGUCAACCCUAGGUGUGCUCCUGUGGAGAGCUACCACCUCUUCCUGUGCCAUGAGAACUCAACUACCAAAUUGAUUUGGAAGAAAAUUGGAGGAAUCAAAGCUUUUCCACUCCCAAUGGCCUGUACUCUAUCUCAGUUAUUGACUUCCGACAAGUAUUAUUUUACUAUCCAGUCGAAAGACAUUUUUGGGCGAUAUGGACCAUUUUCUGACAUAAAAUCUGUCCCUGGGUUUUCUACAAAUCUUACCUAAAAGAAAAAUCUUCAAAAACUUUGUUGUAUAGUACAUAUUUUCCCCCAUAUUUGAGCUGGUUUACAAUGUUACCCUUAACACUAUUUGCCAUUUUACGUGGCCAUUUCAGAUUGUGAAUCCUUUUGUAUGGGGACAGUUCUCUCUUAUGUAUUUGUAAGUGGCUUAUAGCUUCACUAAUUUUCUAUUUGCAUUCAGUGUGUUCUUUGUAUGUGUUCUCAAACAUACACUAUGGUGGACCCAUUUUGCUAAGGUGUGUUAUGAACAAUUCCUUUGGAGACUGGAGCUGCUGCUUUUAUCAGAAGCUCUAUAGCACAAGUGAUCACCAUUUCCUCUAUUGACAAUCAAGUCUGAUGACUUGCUUGGGUCAUUUUAGGUACAGAAAAAAUUGGCCCUUUAUUGAGGCCAGAUCAUCUUUGGGGCAUAUCCCCGCUAAGGUUUCAUAAAAAAUAAAUGUCUUUCCAUUCUGUUUAAAUUCUAAGGGCUAUGAAUUUGUGCCCCUUGUAUUUUAUUUUAUUUUAUUUUAUUGACUAUGUUAGUCUUUUGGAGAAAUAGUCUGGAGGUUUUCCCUAAGUGUAUUUGUAUACUUAUAUACAUAAAAUGUGUUAAACAU
This is a messenger RNA of Marmota monax (woodchuck), 6871 nucleotides long. RefSeq names its product activating transcription factor 7 interacting protein 2 (gene Atf7ip2). Gene Ontology annotation, molecular function: protein binding; transcription coregulator activity. Gene Ontology annotation, biological process: regulation of DNA-templated transcription. Gene Ontology annotation, cellular component: transcription regulator complex; nucleus. NCBI's taxonomy places the organism in Eukaryota, Metazoa, Chordata, Mammalia, Rodentia, Sciuridae. The record is from RefSeq and is a predicted model, not a curated record. The transcript has 13 exons. Bases 4135 to 6261 code for a protein of 708 amino acids.